Molecule: messenger RNA, 2742 nt
Organism: Lactuca virosa
Lineage: Eukaryota; Viridiplantae; Streptophyta; Magnoliopsida; Asterales; Asteraceae
Source: the annotation of a GenBank genome assembly
AUGAAAUUAUUGAAUGAUGAUGAAUCACUUGAUCUUUUAUGUGGUCAUACCUUCAUAUCCAAAUUUCCUACAGAAGGUUUCAAGAAGCUGUCAGUACAGGCAGUACACCAUUGUGAAGGAAAUCCACUGGCUCUUGAAGUGUUGGGUCGCUUGCUAGCAGAGGAGAAUAGCCUCCAAUAUUGGAAAAGUACAUUAAGGUCAUUUGAAACAGAGAUUGCUUUUGGAAUUCAAUGCAUACUCCUUAGGAGCUACGAGUUGUUGCCACAUCACUUUAACAGACAGUUGUUUUUGCAUAUUGCUUGUUUCUUUGUUGGAAAAGACAAGGAUUAUGUGGAAAAGAUAUUGGAGGAUGAUUGCUCUGCAAUCUCUGGAAUCAAAAUCCUUUCCAACAGAUGCCUUCUUUCUGUUUCACCGAAGAAUAAACUGAUGAUGCAUAACUUGCUUCAGGAGAUGGGAAAAGAUAUAGUUCGUCAAGAAGCAUUAAAAUUCCCUGCAAAACGUAGUAGAGUCUGGCUUAGUAGCGACUCUUAUAAGAUAAUGAGCAAAGGAGAGGGUUCGGAAACAGUGGAAGGUCUGGCACUUGACAUGGAAAUGUUAAGGAAAGAGGAAUUUCCAGUCAAGUCAUUAAAACUAAAGACAGAUGCACUUAAAAACAUGGAUAAACUAAAACUGCUCCACUUUAAUCUUGUGUAUCUUGACGGGUCCUACGAGAAUGUUUCAGAAGAUUUAAGAUGGCUCUGCUGCAAAUUGGAAGUAUUUGAACCGCCCAUGGUUCUUCAAUCACUGAAGAUUCUAAAUCUUAAAGACUCAUACAACCUAGUCGAAAUCCGCAACAUGUCCAGGAUCCCUCAUCUUGAGACUUUGAUUCUUUGGAACUGUCACAGUCUUGUUCGUGUUUGUGAUUCCAUUGGACAACUGGCUAGUCUUGCACUACUGAACAUGACAGGCUGUAAAAAGGUUUGUAAGAGCCAGAAAAGAAAUGCAUUAGUGAGGCUAGUAGCUUCUAGUUUUAGUGGAGGAGUUGCAGAACAGCCUACCUUUUCCUUCCCACAAUCAUUAAAACAGUUAUUCCUCAAGGACUGCCAUCUCGAGUGUACUGAUUUUUUUCCUUUGAAUUUCCGUUUUCAAACAUCAUUGAAAUACUUGAAUUUAGGCAAUAGUCUAUUUGAGCUUCUGCCUUGUUAUGAACAUCUUAAAAGUCUCCGGGUUCUUGACUUGAGUUUGUGCUUAAGACUCAAAUGGAUUCUAUGUCUCCCAAGCACACUUGCAGAAUUGUAUGUAUACUACUGUAAGUCAUUAGAGAAAAUAAGUUUCCAAUCGCAUCGAUUCACAUUGCAAGAGUUUGGCUAUGAAGGAUGUAUUAGUCUGUCUCAAAUCGAAGGCUUUAUCAAAUUGGUUCCUAUAGCCAAACUUGAAGAAAAUGAUUUGGGACACAUGAACUGGCUAAAAGAAUAUCAAAAUCGUGAGGUCUGCCUGGUUGGUGAUGAUGAGCUCACCAAAGGCAGAAGUCCCUGUGUCCAGGUUUUAUAUGAAUUUGGUAUAAUGAGCACAUCUCUGCCAGACAUAAAGGAUCCAAACAUGAAGCCCAAGUAUGUAUCGGAACUAUCGUCUUUAUCCUUUGAGGUGCCUUCGUGUCCAAUGAAUAGGAAGCUCAAAGGACUUGAUGUAACUUUCAGAUAUACAAUAUCAGGUGACGAUUAUUUGGCAUGGUUCUGUAAAAUCAGUACAACCAAUGGUGUUGAUUUGAUGUACAACCCCAAAGUCUUUGGAAAACCUAAAUUCGGUAAUGUUGGAAUAUGGUUAAGCUAUUGGCCAAUUGGAAACACAUUGGACAUUGGAGAUAUAGUUAAUGUUUCUAUUGUUGUGAUGAGUGGAUUGGAGGUACAGGAAUGUGGUGUGAGCCUUGUUUAUGCUGAUGAAAAUGUAACCAAGGAAACCUUGAAAAAUAACAUGGACUGGGAAGAAAUUCUUGGAGGAGAUUUGUUUGGAUUUCAACUCAGCACAGGAGCAUACUAUCUUUGUCGUCGUGAUUUCUAUGAGUUGAUGGAGGUUGGUAAACUGACUACUGAUUGGUUUAGAAUUUUAGUUGGUGAUACCAUUGACAAUACUGAGGUACGGGGAUGGAGAAAGACAGGUAGACCUAAGCAGUUGAAUCCAUCAUUUACCGAGUUGAAAAUUGUUCAAUGCAUCAUCCAUGGUCCUCAAUUGGAGGAAGUUUACAAGAUCGCAAAGAUGCCGAAAUCAUCUUUUGUAGAUAAAACUUUGGAGUUCACAUCAAGCAUGUUUCGGAAGACAAUGAAAUCUUCCACAUCAUCCAAAUCUAGCGAUACAACAAUAGAGAAAAGGUCUCUGAAAGUGGUUCUGAAAGUGGAUUUUACGAAUGAUAAGGAAAAAAUAAAGGCGCUCAAGAAAGUUUCCAGACUUUCAGGGAUCGAUUCCAUAUCUGCAGACAUGAAAGACAAGAAAUUAACGGUGACCGGGGACAUUGAUCCAGUUCAGAUUGUCGCAAUCCUUAGAAAAUCUUGGCACACAGAAUUAGUGGCUGUUGAACCAGCCAAAGAAGAAAAGAGGGAUGGAAAGAAAGAAGAGAAGAGGGAUGGAAAGAAAGAAGAUAAGGAUGAUGAUCAGAAGAAGAAAGAAGAAGCUCUUUUGGAAGCUUACAAGAGCUACAAUCCUUACAUGCCACAGUAUUACUCUACUCACAGUGUAGAAGAGAAUCCAAAUGCCUGUGCUAUUUGCUGA